Messenger RNA from Camelina sativa (false flax), 2370 nucleotides. The record is from RefSeq and is a predicted model, not a curated record. Lineage: Eukaryota; Viridiplantae; Streptophyta; Magnoliopsida; Brassicales; Brassicaceae.
AUGGCAGAUUCUAGAAAGUCAAUUAACACCAUCCACAACCUGACUGACGAGAACGGAAACAGAUAUGAGUCUCAAGAGGAGAUAAGCGCCCACUGUGCUGACUAUUUUGAAAAUCUGUUCAAUGAUCAGGAUGAGGCGACCUCAAUGGAGCAAAGCGAUAUGAAUUUGCUGUUAUCCUACAGAUAUAUCACCGCUGCCAUCAGAGAAUUCUUCAGCUCUGGCUCCCUGCUAAAGCAAUGGAAUGUUACCACUCUAACACUUAUUCCCAAGUCAGUGAAUGCGACCACUGCUGCAGACUUCAGGCCUAUAUCUUGUUUAAACACGCUUUAUAAAGUCAUUGCCAAGCUCUUAACAAACAGGCUCCAGAGUCUUCUAUCAACGGUCGUCUCCCCUUUUCAGUCAGCUUUCCUCCCGGGUCGUUCUCUAGCAGAAAAUGUUUUGUUGGCGACUGAAAUGGUGCAUGGUUACAACUGGAGAAAUAUCUCACCUAGAGGCAUGUUGAAGGUGGAUUUACGCAAAGCGUUUGACUCAGUUAGGUGGGAUUUUGUUAUUUCUGCGUUAAGAGCCAUUCAACUUCCUGAGAGAUUUAUAAACUGGGUAUACCAAUGCAUCUCCACACCAUCUUUCACAGUUUGCGUUAAUGGGUGCCAUGGUGGUUUUUUCAAAAGCUCCAAGGGCUUGAGACAGGGGGAUCCCCUCUCCCCCUACCUCUUCGUCCUAGCCAUGGAAGUGUUUUCAAAGCUACUACAGACUCGGUUUGACGCCGGAUACAUUCAGUAUCAUCCUAAGGCCUCAGACCUCUCCAUUUCCCACCUAAUGUUUGCCGAUGAUGUAAUGAUUUUCUUUGAUGGGGGCCAUUCGUCACUUCAUGGUAUUUGCGAAACACUUGAUGACUUCGCAUCUUGGUCUGGUCUCAAGGUAAACAAAGAUAAGAGUCAGUUGUUCCAUGGAGGCCUAGAAAACAAUGGAAGCUUGAUGUUGGAAACGUAUGGUUUCCCUUUAGGUGCCCUCCCAAUCAGAUACUUGGGCCUUCCCCUUAUGCACAGACGGCUGCGUAUAGCGGAAUAUGAACCUCUCCUCGAAAAAAUCUCCUCAAAGUUCAGAUCAUGGGUGACAAAGUCACUUUCCUUCGCAGGGCGGCUGCAAUUAAUAUCUUCAGUCAUCUUUGGUUCUAUAAACUUCUGGAUGUCUACAUUCAUCCUCCCUAAAGGCUGUAUCAAAAGGAUUGAGAGUCUUUGUGCCAGAUUCCUCUGGUCGGGAAAUAUUGACGAAGGAAAAGGAGCUAAAGUUGUUUGGGAAGUGGUCUGUCUACCAAAAUCAGAAGGGGGUCUUGGCCUCAGAAGGCUUUCAGAUUGGAACAGAACGUUGCUCUUGAAACUAGUGUGGAGGUUGUUCGAGCCUUCCAACUCGUUGUGGGCAGCUUGGCACCAUCUACACCACCUCAGGAACGACUCUCUCUGGGAUGUACACUAUCCAACUGGCGCUUCUUGGGCUUGGAAAACGCUGCUGAACCUUAGACCUCUAGCGGAAAAAUUUAUAAAAUGCAGAGUGGGUAAUGGCUUCACUGCUUCCUUUUGGUUUGACAGUUGGACAUUGCUUGGUCCACUUAUAAAUCGUCUAGGUGACUAUGGAGCCCGAAGCCUUCGCAUUCCCAUCUCUGCAAAGGUGGUGGAGGCUAUUGAGGGCGCCGGAUGGAGAUUACCUCUUUCUAGAUCACCUGCGGCGCGGGAAAUCCAUGACCACCUCCGCACUCUGCAACCCCCGUCGCCUGAACAAGACCAAGAUGUUUAUAUUUGGUGUGUGGACAAUAAACCAUACCACCGCUUCUCUACAGCGGCGACCUGGGAAGCCAUGCGACCAAGGAAACCAAAGCAAAGUUGGACAAAGUCUAUCUGGUUCAGAGGUGCGGUCCCUAAAUUUGCUUUCCAUAUGUGGGUCAGCCACCUGAAUAGGCUCCCCACUCGCCAAAGGUUGUCCUCUUGGGGGAUAAUUCAGUUUGAUGCCUGUUGUCUCUGUUCCAUCGCUUCUGAGACUCGCGAUCACAUCUUCCUGGUCUGCGAGUUUGCUGCUCAGGUAUGGAAGUUAACCUUCACGAGGAUUUGCCCCCGCCAAAGGCUAUUUAGUUCAUGGUCAGAACUCCUCUCCUGGACCCGACAAGCUUCCCCAACCGCCCCUUCGCUCAUAAGGAAGUUAUCUGCUCAGGUCGUGGUUUACAACUUAUGGAGACAACGAAAUAACAUCUUACACAAUUCUUUCAGGCUUGCUCCAUCCAUCAUCUUCAAGUUCGUGGACCGUGAAAUGAAGGACAUCAUCACAUCAAGAGGUCACAGGAAGCGCUGGCAGGACCUUUUGCCUCUUUGGGUCCACUAA